GAAUAAUCAGAAUUUCGGGUGGCGCUAAAAUCGGAGGUCCACGAACAAAAACUUGGUCCGAUUGAGCGAAAAUACCCCAUAUCAUCGAAAACGAGCGGUCGAUAUUUGUAAAUAACUUCCGACAAAAUCGCGUAUAUCUUUCAAUUUUCUCCCCUCUUAACUUGCGUUUAAUAGGUGUCUGUGGACUUGUGGAAAAAAUUAUUGGAUCACUUUACCAUUUCAAAUCUGAAGAGGCGCGGCUACAAGCAGACGUUACAAGAUGUAAGCCUGCUACCUCUCUAUUGAGUAAACAGAAAAACUAGAGCAACGGAAAUUACUACGCUCUGGCGUCGAAUAGGGUUAAACGUGUGAUGAACCGAACCAACAAAAAACUAGGCUGCACGCGCAGUGAAAACUCUGGCUUACUCUCCAAUGGUACGUAUAGCGAGGGAAAAUUAAAAGUAUAUACAGGGUGUCUAGGAAUUACGCAUGGACGCUUCGCAAGGUGAUCCCCCAGCUCGAGAUCGAUGACAGUUCACAAACACAUAGCCUCGCAAAAUAUAUUUUGACCUCGUAGAAAGUCAAUGUGAAGAUAUGUCAUCAGCGACUCUUGGAAGUUCCCUCGAAACUUUCGUUCGUUUUAACGAGUGGGAUUUUCAGAGUCGAUGUGAACUAUGGCGUUAAGAGUUCGAAGGUGAAGGUCAAUCUUAUGACUUCGAAGAUAUUCGCCGAUCUAUGACUGGAAAAUCGUCUGAAAAAGGGAAGAUGUACAGGCUCCUUCGGGUGAACUUUACUAUAUUCACGGUGCUCGCGAAUUGAAGCUGCUUGAUACGAGAGGCUCUUCCAUUGUUCAAACUACUAUAUCGAGAUCCUUACGGACCAUCAUCAGCUGAUCUUGUCCUCGUCGGACAGCGCAAUCAAGUUAAAGAGAGGGGGCGCCCUCAAAGGCAUCAUUCUAUCACGGUGGUUCAGGUCACAGGUUUCACUGUUUCGUUUCCCUACCAAUAAUCAGGGCUGAUUUCUGAUUUCGAGAUUUCACGGAUAAGCCCCCUCCUAGAUCGGCGAAGCACUCUCUUUGAGCGUUACUCGCCUUCUGCAGCACUAAAGUUCUGCAAACGUUGCGGAUUACUACACUACCGUAGGCCUAGUCUAGUUCGUUACCAGUUGCUAUCGCUAAGGCCUCGUCGGCGGUGCUCCCGGACUAUUUAUCGGCGGUUUAUUCGGGUACGGAAAACUUUCGUCGAUAGUUUUCAAGAACUUGCGGUAACUUGAAACGGAUUUCAUAAGAAUUAUUAUCAAUCGCGUCUGGUCAUCGUAAUUCUGGUGACCAAUGUAUAGCAUGGGUGGGUGGCAAGAACCGGUUCCCUAUCUUCUAGUUCUUGGCUCUAAGCUUUGCAGACUUUGAGAAAAGUUUUGAACAUUUGUAAGGGAUGAAUUUAGAAAAAGUUUUGGCGGUGGUUUUCCUCGUUAUACUUAGUCAGAAAAGCUCGGCCAUGAUGAAGAUAGAGCGGGAUGAUCAAAGAAAAUGUGGUCGUCCAGCUGCUACUCAGAGGCAACCUCGUACACCGAGCGAUAUCACCCUUACGACUUCUACGACGGGGAGGAUUUUCAACGGUAAACCAAGCCAGAGAGGUGCCUGGCCCUGGCAAGUUUCCCUGCAACUCCUUCACCCCAAAAUGGGCUUCAUCGGACACUGGUGUGGAGGUGUCCUGGUCGACCCUGUGUGGGUUUUAACCGCAGCUCACUGCAUUCACAACGAACUCUUCAAUUUGCCGGUCGGAGCCUUGUGGACUGCGGUGGUGGGUGAAUGGGAAUUAGAUUCCGGGCUACGAGGAUCAGCUCGACUUCCGGUUGAACGCGUCAUCCAACACGAGCGCUUCAAUAACUACGUACAUGAUAUCGCUUUACUGAAGUUGGGCAGACCAGCACCAUUGUCGUCAAUGGUCAGAACGAUUUGUCUACCCGAUGCAGAAGUUGAACCGAAAAAAGCAGCUAGUUGCGUGGCUUCCGGCUGGGGCAGAUCAGGCCCUUCGCCAUCGCUGUCGACGGCGCUUUUGGAAGCGAGUGUUCCUCUUCUGGACGUGGAAGAGUGCGAAGUGGCGUACGGGCAAUCCGUUCCGAUUCGCAGUGGUCAUUUAUGCGCCGGACACACGGAUGGUUCGACCGGAAGUUGCGUGGGCGAUUCUGGGGGGCCUUUGCAGUGUCGUCGAGAAAACGGAGAAUGGGAAUUGGCCGGAGUCACGUCCUUCGGCUCAGGGUGUGCGCGACCUGGGUAUCCGGACGUCUACACUCGUGUUAGGCAUUAUCUCACAUGGAUCAGAGACACUAUGAAGGCCGAUGCGAACUCAUGAUUCCGGUGUUUUUCUUUCCCCACUAGAAUAAUAGUGAAUUGAAUUGUUUAAUUAUUGAAACUAUACAAUUAUGGUGCAGUGAGUCCAGCGACAAAAGUAUAGAGUACGUCGAACGUCAAUGCGAGCAAAAAUCGUUUCGAUAAACCUCCGUGAUACUAACUGUUGCAAAUAUUGUAAAUGAAGAUAAAAUUUUUGAAUCAGGCUCGACGACCAAAA
Athalia rosae (coleseed sawfly) is the source of this 2546-nucleotide messenger RNA. Its product is annotated as chymotrypsin-like elastase family member 2A. Gene Ontology annotation, biological process: proteolysis. Gene Ontology annotation, molecular function: serine-type endopeptidase activity. The record is from RefSeq and is a predicted model, not a curated record. The coding region runs from base 1410 to 2330 and encodes 306 amino acids. The transcript is spliced from 5 exons. NCBI's taxonomy places the organism in Eukaryota, Metazoa, Arthropoda, Insecta, Hymenoptera, Athaliidae.